UUGCACUAUACUGUCGACUGUCGCGUCACGUGGGCGCAUUACUUAGAGUGACUCUUUUAUUCUUUGCGUGCCAAUUUCAGCAAACUCAGCGCAACAUGUUUACCCAGUAAUUACCUGAUUUUAAAGAGUAGGAGAAGCGUAAAAGGCAGAAACCGCCGGAAUUUCUGCGUUUAGACUUGUAUAAUUGUGGAGUUAUAUGGUGUGGCGUACUCAUUCGGACGAGAUGUUCGUUGUUUUUGCACACUCCUGUUUGGACCGAUGUUUGUGCUUCGCUUAAAAACAAAACAAAACGGAUUUCUAAAGAGUAUACCACGUACGUUGGAAGUCGGUGCUGAAGAGAAUAUAUGUUUUUCUAUCUAAGUCCCAGCCACUUCCCGUCGCCAGCAAUGUGUUCAACAAAAUACAUGGUAUUUACCGAGCAAGCUUCCUAACAACACCGUUUGCAUUCAAGACGAAGUGCAGGAAGGACUGCUGCGAAACCUUUUUAGCGAUCCACGCAGUCCCAGACUCCGACAAUGACUUGGGCAAUCAGCCGCUAAUGGAGUACGCUGAUCUCUAAUCGUUAGGACAAAUCUGCGCUUUAACGCGUCCCGUCAACGCGUCAAUUUCCCGAGUACUAGUCACUCAGACGGUAAGGGAUGUGGGGAUUUCAGAAAAGAAGACUAUUUGGUUUUAUUUAUGCACCAAUCAUCGUAGCAUUUGUGUGUUGUGCUCAGAGCGCCAACGAACCAGGGAAUAUGUCUUUUGUAAAGGAGACAGUCGACAAACUGUUAAAAGGAUACGAUAUUCGUCUUCGACCAGACUUUGGGGGUGCCCCGGUUGCUGUUGGCAUGAGCAUAGACGUAGCAAGUAUAGACAUGGUCUCAGAAGUCAAUAUGGACUACACGCUGACCAUGUACUUCCAGCAGUACUGGAGGGACAAGCGGCUGGCAUAUUCCGGCAUCCCGCUUAACCUGACGCUGGACAACCGUGUGGCGGAUCAGCUCUGGGUCCCCGACACGUACUUCCUGAAUGACAAGAAGUCCUUCGUGCACGGCGUGACAGUGAAGAACCGCAUGAUCCGGCUGCACCCAGACGGCACCGUGCUCUAUGGUUUGAGGAUCACCACCACGGCCGCCUGCAUGAUGGACCUCAGACGGUACCCCCUGGAUGAGCAGAACUGCACUCUGGAAAUCGAGAGCUAUGGGUACACUACGGAUGAUAUCGAAUUCUAUUGGAAGGGCGGAGACAGCGCUGUAACAGGGGUGGCGAGAAUCGAGUUGCCACAGUUCUCGAUUGUGGAUUACAAGCUGGUCUCCAGAAACGUCGUCUUUUCCACAGGUGCCUACCCACGUCUGUCACUGAGCUUCAAGCUGAAAAGAAACAUCGGCUACUUCAUCCUCCAGACAUACAUGCCCUCCAUUUUGAUCACCAUCCUGUCGUGGGUGUCGUUCUGGAUCAAUUACGACGCCUCUGCUGCCAGAGUGGCUUUGGGAAUCACCACGGUUCUGACCAUGACGACCAUCAACACCCACCUGCGGGAGACCUUACCUAAGAUCCCGUACGUCAAGGCCAUCGACAUGUACCUGAUGGGCUGCUUCGUCUUCGUCUUCCUCGCCCUGCUGGAGUACGCCUUCGUCAACUACAUCUUCUUCGGGAGAGGGCCUCAGAUGCAGAAGAAGCUGGCAGAGAAGGCAGAGAAGGCCAACAACGACCGGAGCAAAUAUGACAGAAACAAGUCUGUUCUGGAAGGAGCCAAUUGCAACCCAGCAUCUGUUAAACAGUCCAAUCAGGUACAAGGCUGUCGGCCGGGGGCGGUCGACGCCCACGGAAACAUCUUGCUGACCACCUUGGAAAUCCACAACGAGGUCGCCGGCCACGAGGCGGCCCCCAGCCCCACAGAGGGCAGGAACUCGCUGGCGGCGGCGGCGCCAUCCGAUGGCUCCAGCGUGCAGUACAGGAAAGCGGGCGCCCCCCGGCAGGGCCUGGAGCGCAACGCGCAGCUGAAGAAGCCGCGACUGCGCAGGAGGUCCUCGCAGCUCAAGAUCAAGAUCCCUGACCUGACGGACGUGAAUGCCAUCGACCGCUGGUCGCGGAUUAUAUUCCCAGCCGCCUUCUCCCUCUUCAACCUCAUCUACUGGCUCUACUACGUGAACUAGACUUAGAGACUGUGAGGGAGGCGUUUCCCACACUUUUUAUCGACACUUUUUUACUCGUAACAGGAUUCCUGUGGAUUGAAAAAAAAAGAGAUUUUGUAAAGAACUGGCGUUCACUGAGCGAGGGACUGUAAGCAGCUACAGGGGAUGUGCACUGCACGCGAAAGCUGCCUUCCUCUGCACUCCAGAUACAGUGUGCUGUUAUCCACUGCGCUCACUGAACAAAUCUUACUUUUACAACAAAUGACAGAAUAGCGUAACUAAGAUGGGCCUGUAAAUAACUGGAAUGCAGAAGGGCAAUGCAUAGAAAUGUAGACUUAAGUAUGGAUAUAUGGUUAAAAUGAGUGGCCCUUUAUACAUUUACUUUCCCACUAAGGUGAUAAGACUGUAUUUAUGCAAAUGAACACAAUUUAUUGUAGAUAGCUUUUUUGAAACGCUUAUAAAUAUGAUUUUCCGCACUUGUA
Paramormyrops kingsleyae is the source of this 2599-nucleotide messenger RNA. It is a transcript of the gene gabrb3, whose product is annotated as gamma-aminobutyric acid type A receptor subunit beta3. Gene Ontology annotation, cellular component: membrane. Gene Ontology annotation, biological process: monoatomic ion transmembrane transport. The record is from RefSeq and is a predicted model, not a curated record. Gene Ontology annotation, molecular function: extracellular ligand-gated monoatomic ion channel activity; GABA-A receptor activity. Lineage: Eukaryota; Metazoa; Chordata; Actinopteri; Osteoglossiformes; Mormyridae.